AGCUAAGUACUUGUUGCUGGCUCUUAAAAUCCCAAUAGUCUCAAAUUGUAUCUUAGACGAUCAGAGCGACCUUGGUUGCGUGUUUAUUUGUCCUCUCGGCUUACUUAUAGAAGACCCAACAUUUGCAAACGCCCUCUCCAGGCCACAUCCCAAGCGGGAUCCUGGAGCGUCAAUGGCUACUCAACAGAGCUCCUUAUUUGGUAUACAACAUUAUUCUUAUGGUUGA
Acaulospora colombiana is the source of this 226-nucleotide messenger RNA. Lineage: Eukaryota; Fungi; Glomeromycota; Glomeromycetes; Diversisporales; Acaulosporaceae. The record is from the annotation of a GenBank genome assembly.